Molecule: messenger RNA, 1629 nt
Organism: Rhopalosiphum maidis (corn leaf aphid)
Lineage: Eukaryota; Metazoa; Arthropoda; Insecta; Hemiptera; Aphididae
Product: glycerol kinase-like
Exons: 3
Coding region: 1-1629 (542 amino acids)
Biological process (GO): glycerol-3-phosphate biosynthetic process; glycerol metabolic process; triglyceride metabolic process
Cellular component (GO): mitochondrion
Molecular function (GO): glycerol kinase activity
Source: RefSeq, a predicted model, not a curated record
AUGAAUUUAUCGCGAUUGUAUAACGUGUUCAACGCAGAAAAAGCAAAAGUAUCGUUGGUCGGUGCGAUAGUGGUGAAUACGAAUUACGUAGGAUUUUACGCAUUCAAGGCCAAUUGUAGCGAUGUGGUAAAGUCCCAUCAUGUUAUUAUCAAGGACGCAGAGUCGUCGGGGGAAGGAUGGUCUGAACAGGACCCGAUAGUGAUCCUGAGCGCCGUACAGGAAUGCAUCUCAAACACAACGUGCCCGGGUGGAAUGGUGACGGGUGUGCGCGUAGUCGCUGUGGGUAUAGCUAACCAACGAGGUUCCGUGGUGGCGUGGAACAGACGUACCGGCGAACCGCUUUGCAAUGCGAUACUGUGGUCGGAUAACCGGACGGCCGCAAUGGUGGACGAGUACUUGAAGACUAACGACAAGUACCGGUUUCAGAAAGUGUGCGGCCUGCCGUUCAGCCCUUACUUCAGCGCGUUCAAAAUCAAGUGGUUACUGAGCAACAACGUAAAGGUGAUGUCGGCCUAUCGGAUCGGCGACUGUUACUUUGGUACGAUAGAUACUUGGCUGUUGUGGAACAUGACUGGUGGCAAGGACGGUGGGGUGUUUGCCACUGAUUCUUCAAACGCAUCGCACACAUUUUUAAUGAACAUUAAUACAUUGGAUUGGGAUAAACCAUUAUUAAAAUUUUUCGGUAUUUCUGCAAAAUGUCUUCCGAAAAUAAAAACCAGUUCCGAAGUGUAUGGAAAUAUUUCUGGAGGAUACCUCAAUAAUACGCCAAUAUCUUGUAUUAUUGGAAACUGCCAAGCCGCUUUAAUCGGUCAAAAAUGCUUUCGACGUGGUCUUACGAAAGGAAUACUCGAUAAAAAUGGUUCGAUUUUCACGAUCACUGGCGAAGAUAAAGUGUUCUCCAGAAAUGGAUUACUCACAACUAUUGCGUAUCGAUUGGAUUCGAGACCGAUAUUUGCAUUAGAAGGUCCAAUUGCAUCAGUAGGGUAUACCAUAGAAUGGGUAAAAGAAUGUUUGAAUGUCAAAGAAACAGAAUGCUUGGCUUUUAAGAAAAAAGACAAAUUAAAAAAUGAAGUAUACUUGGUACCUGCAUUUAAUGGUUUGUAUGCUCCGCAUUGGAGGCAUGAAGCUCGGAGUAUUCUAGUUGGAGCUAAUGAAUAUACUAUUAAUGAGGAUAUAUUAAAAGCAGCUAUUGAAUCUGUGUGUUUUCAAACUCAAGAUAUUGUUGAAGCUUUAAAUGACGACUUAAAUAUGUCUAUAAACAAAAUAAAAAUUGAUGGUGACUUGUCAGAUGAUGUAUUGAUCAUGCAAUACCUAUCUGACAUAACGAACACUGAAAUUGAAAUAGCCAAGUUCAAAAAUAUGGCUGCAUUGGGUGCAGCUAUGGCAGCUGGUUAUGCACCUGAAAUUAACGUCUGGAACGCUUUGUGUAUGCCAGAAGACAUUGGUUUAAUUUAUCAUCCAAAAAUAACGGUCGAAGAACGGAAAAAUCGGAUAUUUGAUUGGAAAAGAGCUCUGCGGAGAAGUUAUGACUGGAUUGAUUAUAAUAACACAUUGAAUCAUUUUUGGACGAUAGUGUCUAUUACAAGUGGAGUAAUUUUCUUGGGAGGUUAUUUGUUAUUUAAAAAAUAA